AUGGGGUUAAAUCCGACGGCCUUGAUCGCCCCACGUCAGCGCCCCACAAGCGGAGCCCUAUUGACGGCGUCCGCCAUAGCCAGGGUUAGGGCUUGUGAGAAAAUUUUCCUUAUGUCUUCGUGCGACGAGGAGAUCCUGCUGCUGGAUGCCGCGAAGGAUUGGCCAGCGUCGUCCGCCACUGCCACUGGGCCUGGAUCUGGCGUCGUGGGAGUGGGCGUCGCGAACAAUGGCGACACGGAAUUCAGCGACGACGAGCAGCAGCAGCAGCAAUUCCACCACCACCACCUCAUGGGCGUAGGAUUCAAGCGCCAGCAGCUGGAGAUGUCCGGAGGAGCCGAAUUCUCAGGUCUGCCAAACAAGAGUGGAGCGUCGAGCGAUGGUAGCGAGAGGGAUCAGCCGGAGAACAGCGACGACACCAAGGGCCCCUCGUCCAAGAGGCUCAAGGCUAUGCAGCAGCAGCAGCAGCAGCACGGACAGGUCGAUUCGUUCAAGAAGGAUCGAGAGGAAUGGAGCGACACUGCGAUUUGCGCGCUGCUGGACGCCUACACGGAGAAAUUCUUGCAGCUCAACAAGGGGAAUUUGCGGGGGAAGCAUUGGCAGGAGGUGUCCAACAUGGUGAGCAUGCGCUGCCAGGGCCAAAAGUCCAUGAAAACCAUCGAGCAGUGUAAGAACAAGGUGGAUUCUCUCAAGAAAAGGCACAAGGUAGAACGUACGAGGAUGGAGAACACGGGUUCCACAACCAGCCAGUGGCCAUGGUUUUCCAAAGUGGAACAAAUAGUAGGCUCCGCUCCAAAACUCAGUGUCUUACUCGAGGACGAUACCAGCAUGGUGAUCAAGCCUGACAAGCAAAAAGGAGCAAUGAGACAACGAAGACCAAAUUGCAGGACUCCAUCUGUUUCUCCAUGCGCAAACAGCCUUGGCUUCCACACCAAGACCAAGAUCUUGCAACCGAGAUGGCAAAGGGUGCUGCUCAAAGUUAGUGGCGACGCUCUCGCGGGGGAUAGAGUCCAGAACGUUGAUCAAAAGAUAACUUUGCUCGUUGCCAAGGAAGUCGCCUCGGCGAUGCGUCUCGGUGUUGAGGUUGCUGUUGUUGUUGGUGGAGGAAACUUUUUCCGAGGAGCUAACUGGGUCGGGACAAGUGGCCUCGAUCGAGCGUCUGCGGAUCACAUCGGUAUGAUGGCGACGAUGAUGAAUGCCGUUAUUCUACAGGCAUCAUUCGAGAGCGUGGGAAUCAAGGCUCGCAUCCAGACGUCGUACACCAUGACACAGGUCGCCGAGCCGUUUUCUAGCAAAAAGGCCAUUCGUCACUUGGAGAAAGGUCGAGUUGUCAUUUUUGGUGGGGGAACUGGGAAUCCAUACUUCACGACCGAUACCGCUGCUGCGAUUCGUGCUGCCGAGUUAAAAGCCGAGAUCAUUCUGAAAGCGGCAAACAUCGACGGGGUUUUCGACUGCGACUCGAACUUCCUCGAGCACGUAUCGUUCCGGGAACUGGCAAUGAAGGGCCUCUCAGCGCUGGAUGCCGAGGCCAUGAGUCACUGCGAACGACACAACAUCCCGGUGAUGUUGUUUAACAUUAGCGAGCCAGGAAACGUUGUAAAAGCCUUGACUGGAGAGCGCGUUGGUACCUUGAUCGAUCAAACAGGGAAGUUUGUAUGAUCUUCUCCAUUUCGUGUCAUAUAAUUGUUCUUUCUUAGCGAAGAGAUUGACCACACUCGAAACAAAAGCACUGUACAGUUUGAUCUAUCCUGUAUACAAUAACUACAGUGGAGUUUGAAACUUUCAAA
Messenger RNA from Selaginella moellendorffii, 1784 nucleotides. RefSeq lists its product as uncharacterized. Gene Ontology annotation, molecular function: UMP kinase activity. The coding region runs from base 1 to 1656 and encodes 551 amino acids. The record is from RefSeq and is a predicted model, not a curated record. The transcript is spliced from 7 exons. Gene Ontology annotation, biological process: UDP biosynthetic process. Lineage: Eukaryota; Viridiplantae; Streptophyta; Lycopodiopsida; Selaginellales; Selaginellaceae. Gene Ontology annotation, cellular component: cytoplasm.